This is a messenger RNA of Mangifera indica (mango), 1755 nucleotides long. RefSeq names its product endoglucanase 11-like. Gene Ontology annotation, molecular function: hydrolase activity, hydrolyzing O-glycosyl compounds. The record is from RefSeq and is a predicted model, not a curated record. Gene Ontology annotation, biological process: carbohydrate metabolic process. The transcript is spliced from 5 exons. Lineage: Eukaryota; Viridiplantae; Streptophyta; Magnoliopsida; Sapindales; Anacardiaceae. Bases 12 to 1562 code for a protein of 516 amino acids.
UGGAGGAAGAAAUGAAAGCCAAAAUACGAAAGCAAAAGCAGCAGCCAUGCAUGGUUGUGUUAAAACUUUGCAUAAUUUUUGCCAUUUUACCUUUAAACCAAUCUCUCUCAUUCAACUACACUCAAGCCCUCUCCAAGAGCCUCCUCUACUUUGAGUCACAACGCUCCGGCCGCCUCCCCCACCACCAGCGAGUCACCUGGCGCCACCACUCCGCCCUCACCGAUGGCCUCGAACAAGGAGUGGACUUGGUGGGAGGAUAUUAUGAUGCUGGUGACAAUGUGAAGUUUGGUUUCCCUAUGGCAUUCACUAUAACAAUGCUCUCUUGGGCAGUCAUUGAGUACGGCGGAGAUAUUGCUACCGCCGGUGAGUAUGACCACGCGGUGGAGGCCAUCAAGUGGGGGACGGAUUAUUUCAUCAAAGCUCAUACUCAACCUAAUGAAUUAUGGGUUGAGGUUGGCGACGGAGACACCGAUCACUACUGUUGGCAGAGGCCGGAGGAUAUGACAACUUCACGGCGGGCAUACAAGGUGGACGAGCAGAACCCGGGAUCAGAUGUGGCAGGGGAGACCGCAGCAGCAAUGGCGGCAGCAUCAAUUGUGUUUAGGAAACAAAACCCACGUUACUCUAAGCUACUAUUGCACCAUGCAAAACAGUUGUUUGAAUUUGGUGACAAGUUCAGAGGGAAAUAUGAUAAUAGCAUUGAGAUAGUGAGGGGUUACUAUCCGUCGGUGAGUGGGUUCAUGGAUGAGUUGUUGUGGGCUGCUUUGUGGCUGUACAAGGCCACCGACAUGGAGGUUUAUUUGAAGUAUGUGCUGGAAAAUGGGCAUCCCUUUGGUGGGAUCACUUGGGCCAUUACUGAAUUUAGCUGGGAUGUUAAGUAUGCUGGUGUUCAGGUCAUUGCUUCCAUGUUGAGGGAAGAGAAGCACAAGAAGGAGAACAGGCUAGCACUAGAACAAUACCGUUCAAAGGCAGAGUAUUAUCUUUGUGCAUGCCUCAACAAGAACAAUGACACUAACGUGCAUCGCACACCCGGGGGCUUAUUGUACAUCCGCCAAUGGAACAACAUGCAGUACGUAUCAACGACGUCGUUUCUGCUCACAAUUUACAGUGAUUAUCUUCACUCCACAAAUCAGACGCUCAAAUGUGAUCGUGCCAUUUUGACCCCACAAGAAAUUUUUGCCUUUGCCAAAUCACAGGCUGAUUACAUCUUGGGCUCUAAUCCAAUGGCUAUGAGUUACUUGGUUGGCCACGGCUUAAAUUUCCCUCAGAGGGUGCACCACAGAGGAGCCUCUAUUGAAUCAUACAAAGAGAAUAAGGGUUUUAUUGGGUGCACUGAAGGGUUUGAUAAUUGGUUCGCACGGCCUGAUCCUAACCCUAAUGUUGUUGUUGGAGCCCUGGUUGGAGGGCCAGAUGAGAACGAUCAAUUUAGAGAUCAACGAUCAAAUUUCCAGCAGACGGAGGCAUGCACGUAUAAUACGGCGGCUGUUGUCGGAGUUUUAGCUAAAUUACAUAGAUUGUACAGUCAUCAGUCACAUGAUAGUCCUUUGAUUGUUUCUAACUAAUACAGGUUUUAUCCAUUGAUAUGAAACCUAGGUCAAAGCCGGUUGUGAAUGCGUUCAACCAAUGUUAUACCCCGUCUUAGUCAUUAGAUAGAAUUGACCUAAAAUUGAAUCGAUGUAAAACAAUAUCAAAAUACAACUCAAUAUUUCGGAUCAUUGGAUUUUGAAUUUAUUUUAUUUAUUGAUGACCUUUGAA